UCAACCAGGUCUUCUCGCCGUCCAAGUUCCAGCAAGCAAACAUGGGCAUACAAAAGGUGUACCUGGAAAAGAUGGCAGGGUUCUUCCAGAUCCGCAACCUUCUGCUCCGCCAGGCCUUGGCAGAGUGUCUUGGCACCCUCAUCCUAGUGAUGUUUGGCUGUGGUGCUGUAGCCCAGCUGGUUCUGAGUGGAGGAUCCCAUGGCAUGUUUCUCACUGUUAACUUCGCUUUUGGCUUCGCUGCCACCCUUGGCAUCCUGGUCUGUGGCCAAGUGUCUGGAGGCCAUCUGAACCCUGCUGUGACCUUUGCCCUGUGCCUGCUUGGGAGAGAGCGCUGGAGAAAGUUCCCUGUGUAUUUUGCCUUCCAGACGCUGGGGGCUUUUCUUGGCGCCGCAAUAAUCUUCGGCAUGUACCAUGAUGCCUUGUGGGACUUUCCUGGAAGUUUCAAUAUUACCGGGCCAAAAGCCACAGCUGGCAUCUUCGCUACCUACCCUGGAAAACAUCUCACCAUUCUCAAUGGCUUCUUCGAUCAGAUCAUUGGCACGGCAGCCCUGAUUGUGUGUAUCCUGGCCAUUGUGGACCCGUACAACAACCCCAUCCCACAGGGUCUGGAGGCCUUCACUGUUGGCUUCGUUGUUCUGGUCAUUGGACUUUCUAUGGGCUUCAACUCUGGCUAUGCUGUAAACCCCGCCAGGGACCUGGGACCACGCCUUUUCACUGCCAUAGCUGGCUGGGGAAAAGAUGUUUUUACUGUGAGGCAAUGCUGGUUCCUGGUGCCCAUCUUUGCCCCAUUCCUUGGAACCAUCAUUGGAGUGAUGGUCUACCAGCUGAUGGUUGGCUUCCAUGUGGAAGGAGAGGCGCGGGACAAAGAGAACCAACAGCAGGAAAACGAGAGAGUUCGGCUCACCAACAUCACCACAAACGACAACCUCAAAGAGACCACCAAGGAAAUGCCGUGAGCGGCCUCACAUUUGGGUCGCGCAAUCAACACCACUCUUGAAGAGCCGCACACAAACCCAUGCAUAUUUUGUAAAUAGACAAACACACAGACAGUCAUGCACAAAACACGACAUAUCUUCCAUUUCGUCUACUAUUUUCCUUUCCAAACCACCGGUCAGCCUUCCGGCCAACUGCCAGGCCAUCCCUCCAAAGACAACCAAAACCUCUUACGCCUCUGUGUUUGUGAGAACAGACAUGGUGGAAGGUUCCUUAGCCAGUGUAGCUGCAUAACAGUUUCUUUACACCAUGGCAUGAUUGUAUUAGGCAGUAGAGGAAGAACUGUGUGCGAACGUAGAGGGGGAAUGUAACUUCAAGAACAUAGAAUUACAUUAAUUCUUCUGUUUUCACGUUUCACAUUUUCACAUCCAAAACUUGGAUCGCGGUGUCUCUAGCACUCCUCUAAGGACAGUAUUGUAUGCUCUAUACCAUUGUAGUUUUAUGUAGUUUUUUUUUUGUGACAUUGUAUUUAUAUAGCUGUAUUAGGUGGGUGUACAUUUGUAUCCCAACCCUAACUAAUUACUGUUUUUUCUUCUCUUUUUUUGUGUUAGUCCUGAACCUUUCAUUGUAAGCUUUGUGACUUCAGGGAAUAGUCUUAUCUAUUUCACCCUAGCGGUAUAAACGUAUGAAAAUGGUGACGUGACUGAGAUGAAUAUCGUGCGGUCUGAAUAAUGCAGCUUCAGUCGCUGGCAACGUAACAAUAAUUUGUAGAUACGCCUCAGGUGUCUGUAUUGUCUACAACUGCAUAAUGUGGUGAGGCAACCUAUUCAGCAACCUCUGAUUGUUUCACUAUGCCACUGCUGUCUUAGUGGGUCUCCUAUGCACUUUCUACAUACUGUAAACUGUUGACUAUUUGGCCAUUGUUGAGAGAGCUGAAAGCCAGUGUGACGUGUCCUCGGCUAGGCGAGUGCAUUUCCCUUGAGCAAAGUCAAAGGUUAUUUUACCCUCCAAGUUACAUGCAUGUAAAUAUAAGCAGUGUAUCCAGAUAAGACAAAAACUACCAUUUUGGACUUAAUCAACUCAAGGGAUUUUUGAAAUCAACUGUAUUUCUUCAAAAAUAGCAUAAUUUUUUUUUUAAUCUUUCACGUCUUUACCUUGUGUAACUGUCUAUGCCUAGGAGCAAAAGUACCUGCGAGAUCUCUGUACCUUGUUUGAUGGUCAA
Lampris incognitus (smalleye Pacific opah) is the source of this 2155-nucleotide messenger RNA. It is a transcript of the gene aqp3a, whose product is annotated as aquaporin 3a. Gene Ontology annotation, cellular component: basolateral plasma membrane; plasma membrane. Gene Ontology annotation, molecular function: glycerol channel activity; urea transmembrane transporter activity; water channel activity. The transcript has 6 exons. Gene Ontology annotation, biological process: water transport; glycerol transmembrane transport. The coding region runs from base 42 to 956 and encodes 304 amino acids. The record is from RefSeq and is a predicted model, not a curated record. NCBI's taxonomy places the organism in Eukaryota, Metazoa, Chordata, Actinopteri, Lampriformes, Lampridae.